AAAGAAAGUUAGAUCACACAAAUUGUUUUCUCUCUCAAGCAUGGCUGAGGUGAAGCUACAUGGAUUUUGGAGCAGUCCAUUUAGUUGCAGGGUGAUAUGGGCUUUGAAGUUAAAAGGCAUCCCAUAUGAUUACAUAGAAGAAGAUCUUCACAAAAAAAGUCCUGAGCUCCUCAAAUACAACCCCGUUCACAAGAAAAUCCCGGUGCUCGUUCAUGGCGGGAGGCCAAUCUGUGAGUCCAUGAUCAUUGUCGAAUACAUAGAAGAAACAUGGCCACAUAAGCACCCCUUCCUGCCCACUGACCCGUAUGAGAGAGCCGUGGCUCGGUUCUGGGUUAAAUAUGUCGAAGAAAAGGGUCCUGCAAUUUGGAUGGUCUCCCAAACCACUGGCGACGAGCAGGUGAAGUUCAAGAAAGAGAGCUUGGAGGUUCUGCGAACUAUCGACAACCAUGCUGCUGGUACUCUUGGAAAGAAUAAAUUUUUUGGAGGAGACAACAUUGGAAUUUUGGACAUAGCCUUAGGAUACAUUGCUCAUUGGACUGAAGUCAUUGAAGACGUGGCUGGGGUGAAGCUAUUUGAAGCCCAUGCAUUCCCUUACUUGCAUGCUUGGACUCAGAACUUCAAAGAAGUGCCUGCAAUCAAAGAAAACCUUCCUGAUCGUGAUAAAAUGCUGGUCCACUUUAAGGGUGGUAGGGAAUAAUUGCUGGCAUCUCAGUGAGACUUGCAAAAGAUUUCUGUAAGCUCCAACUUGUUUUGGUUCCUUGUGUUUUAUGAAUAAAAGGGUAGGCAGCCCCUUGUUUAAUUUCCUAUUUCUGGGUUUCUAGUAUGAAUAAAAGUAUCAUAAUCUAUUUUGUUUUUAAAUUUAACAGUUUCUUGAUAAAACAAUACACCGAUAUGUUGGAUAUACCACAGAGUUAAAUAAAAACGCAACAACUUCC
Molecule: messenger RNA, 935 nt
Organism: Prunus persica (peach)
Lineage: Eukaryota; Viridiplantae; Streptophyta; Magnoliopsida; Rosales; Rosaceae
Product: glutathione transferase GST 23
Exons: 2
Coding region: 41-697 (218 amino acids)
Biological process (GO): glutathione metabolic process
Cellular component (GO): cytoplasm
Molecular function (GO): glutathione transferase activity
Source: RefSeq, a predicted model, not a curated record